Molecule: messenger RNA, 1095 nt
Organism: Terrapene triunguis (Three-toed box turtle)
Lineage: Eukaryota; Metazoa; Chordata; Testudines; Emydidae
Gene: ELF5
Product: E74 like ETS transcription factor 5
Exons: 6
Coding region: 1-771 (256 amino acids)
Biological process (GO): cell differentiation; regulation of transcription by RNA polymerase II
Cellular component (GO): nucleus
Molecular function (GO): DNA-binding transcription factor activity, RNA polymerase II-specific; sequence-specific DNA binding
Source: RefSeq, a predicted model, not a curated record
AUGUUGGACUCAGUCACUCACAGCACCUUUCUGCCAAACACAAUGAUCUGCGAGCCCCUGAUGUCUUGGACAGAAUUGUUUGGGACAACUGAGGACUAUUAUCCCACCUUUGAUCAUCAGACAGUUGGCGAUUCUUGCUGGACAUCUAUUCACCCGGAAUACUGGAGUAAACACAACGUCUGUGAGUGGCUGCAGUUUUGCUGUGACCAAUACAAGCUAGACGCCAACUGCAUCUCCUUUUCCCACUUUAAUAUUAAUGGCUUGCAGCUAUGCAGCAUGACCCAGGAGGAGUUCACAGAUGCUGCCGGCGUUUGUGGCGAAUACCUUUAUUUCAUCUUACAGAACAUCAAGAUACAUGGCAUUUCCUUUUUUACUGACACCGAAGAAACCAAGCCAACUAUCAAAGAUUACAAUGAUAAGGCAUGCCUGAGAACAGGGGGCUCAAAGAGUCAAGAAUGUCACAGCCACGGGAGAACAAGCCUGCAGAGUUCUCACUUGUGGGAAUUUGUAAGAGACCUCCUCCUGUCUCCAGAAGAAAACUGUGGCAUUCUCGAUUGGGAGGAUAGAGAACAAGGCAUCUUUCGGGUUGUUAAGUCAGAAGCCCUGGCAAAGAUGUGGGGACAAAGAAAGCGAAAUGACAGAAUGACAUAUGAAAAGCUGAGCAGAGCUCUCCGGUAUUAUUAUAAAACUGGAAUUUUGGAACGCAUAGACAGAAGGCUAGUGUACAAGUUUGGAAAGAACGCCCAUGGGUGGCAGGAGAACAAGCUAUGAACUAACUGUCCCAUGCCUCAGACUGAUUAUGCACUCUGCAACAUGAAGUGUCUGACUGCAACAGACAUUUGAGAGAAGGAUUUUUUCUCCUGCUUCUCUCCUCUACGGCAGUCUGGAGUUGACAACUGUUUCUGAGAGACUGGCCAGAGCAACACAUGACAGCACAUGAAUGGGGUGGCUCUUCCCCACUAUAUACUUUGUGACCAGCAUUAGCUUGUGCUUAGCUCUUAUGAAAAUAACACCUGUGAUGCAGCUCAAGGUUUUGUUAAGAUGAAUUGUUUUUAUCUGUGGCACCUCUUCCUGUGCCAAGAAGGGCUAUCUUUU